CCACCUUUGCGCUCUUUCUCACUUCCACAUCCCCUCCCUCUUUUUUUCUUCUGCUAUUAUCUUCAAGUCGCCCCAAUUGCUCGAGACUGCUCUCGAAUUCUGCAAAUGCGGCCUCAAAGACUCUGGAGGUCCUUGGGACUGAUCCAACGCUCAUCCGCUCGCUCCUUUCUCCCCGCUGGUCCCUGUUCCCGGACCAUACGGAGUCUCAGCUCUGCGUCCCGAGGGCCUGAUUUCGCCUUUGCCUUUGACAUCGAUGGUGUUCUCCUGCGAUCCUCGAAGCCUAUACCCGGUGCGGCCGAAUCCCUAGCCCUCCUACAGAAAGAAGGAAUUCCCUUUAUUCUCUUGACAAACGGUGGCGGCAAACAUGAAACAGAACGAGUCGCGGAGAUAAGUGAGAAGCUACAGGUGCAACUAGACCCAUCCGUUAUUAUCCAGAGCCAUUCCCCCUUCGCCGAACUCGUGCGGGGAACAGAGACCCAAAGCCCGUUAGAGGAUAAAUGUGUGCUGGUCGUUGGAGGAGACGGAGAUCAGUGUCGCCAAGUGGCUGAAAGGUAUGGAUUCCGGAACGUGAUUACACCAGGCGAUAUCUUUAUGGCGAAUCCCUCCAUCUGGCCCUUCUCUCAAGUAUUUCGCGACUAUUACAAAACCUUCACCCGGCCAUUAUCGCAUGCUGGCGACGCCAGCGAUCCCACCAAGGGCUUGAAAGUUGACGCCAUCCUUGUUUUUAACGACCCACGAGACUGGGCGCUGGACGCCCAGAUUAUUAUAGAUCUCCUGCUAUCGUCGCAGGGAGUACUGGGGACAUUGUCGGAAAAGAAUGGCCGUUCGGAUCUCCCCAACCGGGGGUAUCUGCAAGAUGGACAGCCGCCGCUCUACUUCUCGAAUCCGGAUCUAUGGUGGGCUGCAGCCUACAGCCUGCCUCGUCUAGGCCAGGGUGGCUUCCGCGAGGCGUUGGAAGGAACAUGGGCUGCUAUCACUGGUGGGCCAGGAAAAGGUGUUGAGCUAACCAAGACGGUCAUUGGCAAGCCCUCGCAAGGAACAUACGAAUUUGCCGAGAAACAGCUUCGACGCAACCUUGCGAAGGAUUUCAACUCGGACUCUGCCCAGCCCCUCCUACAGAAUGUUUACAUGGUUGGGGACAACCCGGAGUCAGACAUCCGAGGAGCGAACUCCUACCGCAGUCCGUAUGGCAGUCAGUGGCAGUCAAUCCUCGUCCGCACCGGAGUCUAUCCUGGGGGGGAACCGGCGUGGACUCCGAAGACAAUUGUUGAUAACGUCCAGAGGGCAGUUGAGUGGGGGUUGCAGCACUCCAAGUGGUAGUUUAGAGCGAUCACCCCAUAUCACUGACCCAAUGUAUAUAUAUCCCUUACGAGUGAUUGGGUUGUAUUGUGUCGGUGUCUUGCCUUCUCUCGAUGAAGUCACUUUCUCUUGCUUUCUACAUAGAAUAUGAGAUGUUGACAAUGACCGCUGCUGAGACCAAAACGGUCGCAUUAAUUAGUUAUAUAAUACAAUAUCUAAGCCAUGGCUUUAG
This is a messenger RNA of Aspergillus ochraceoroseus IBT 24754, 1531 nucleotides long. Its product is annotated as putative HAD superfamily hydrolase. Gene Ontology annotation, cellular component: mitochondrion. The transcript is spliced from 3 exons. The record is from RefSeq and is a predicted model, not a curated record. Lineage: Eukaryota; Fungi; Ascomycota; Eurotiomycetes; Eurotiales; Aspergillaceae. Gene Ontology annotation, biological process: glycerophospholipid biosynthetic process. Bases 106 to 1320 code for a protein of 404 amino acids.